Messenger RNA from Glycine soja, 736 nucleotides. Its product is annotated as probable calcium-binding protein CML45. Gene Ontology annotation, molecular function: calcium ion binding. The record is from RefSeq and is a predicted model, not a curated record. The transcript is spliced from 2 exons. Bases 80 to 574 code for a protein of 164 amino acids. Lineage: Eukaryota; Viridiplantae; Streptophyta; Magnoliopsida; Fabales; Fabaceae.
AAUUCUCAAUGGACGCACUAUAAAGUUAUAUUAUAUGGUGAAGCUCAUGUGAAGGUUCACUUUUAUAGGCUAUAAAUAUAUGAAUCCAAGAAUUCAACCAUGCACAACAAGUCCUUGCCUAAGGUCUUUGUGGAAUUGGGUCUCACGAAAUUGGAAAAAUUGUUGCACCAACAACCCUAGGAGUGACUCAAAUCAUGAACCAGAAAACCACAGUUUAAAGUGCAUUCAACAUGGAGUAAGAUUGUGCAAAGAAGAGGUAAUUGUGGUAAUGCAAAAGCUGGGAAUAAGUGUUGAGCUACAUGGGGAUGGGAUAGAGGACUUUGGAGAACAAGAAAUUGCUAACAUGUUUGAAAAUGAUGUUAGUGUGGAAGAGGUGAAGGAAGCUUUCAAUGUGUUUGAUGAAAACAAAGAUGGGUUCAUAGAUGCUGCUGACUUGCAAAGGGUUUUAUUCCGUUUGGGUUUGGAGAGAGACUUUGUGCAGUGUCAGAAAAUGAUUAAUAUUGUUGAUCAAAAUGGAGAUGAACUAAUUGACCACAACGAGUUUUUCAUGUUGAUGGAACAGAGUUUUUGUUGAAUAUAUCCUCUGUAGUCUUGCAUUGCAGGUGAUUUUUUUUUCUCUUUACUUUCUAUGGGACAUGAGGAAGAAUAAUCAAAUUCUGUUUUCUUAGGCUUAUUUUUUAUGCCAUCAUUGUACGUGUAGUAUAUAAUAAAAAAACAUGUGUUAGAAAUCUUUCUA